AUGCCGAUCAGAUCACCGUAUCCCGAUAUUCAGAUCCCGAAUGUGGACCUUUGGGGUCUGAUGUUUGAACAGCCACGAGAUUUUCCUGAUUCCCAAGUGAUAUACCGGGCGGUAGAUUCUACCCGUCAAUAUACAUGGUCCGAUGUCAAAGAGGCUGCCACAGCGUUCGGCGCUGGUCUCAGAAACCUGUGGGACUGGCAAAAGGGUGAUGUCCUGAACGUCUUCGCGCCUAACGAUGUCGACAUGGGCCCCAUCAUCUAUGGCGUUUUCUAUGCUGGAGGUAUUGUAUCGCCGGCCAAUCCGGCAUACUCAGCGGACGAACUUUCGUUUCAAUUGUCCAACUCCGGCUCCAAAGCUAUCGUCACGACCAGCCGCUUCUGGCCCACCGCGGUGAAAGCGGCUAAGAAGUCGAAUAUCCCUGAAGACCGCGUGAUAUUACUGGGCAGUGAUCGGGACCCAAGCCACAAAAUCAAACACUGGACCAACAUUCGCAAGACUUCUGGCGCGAUUCGAUAUCGGCGGCGCAAAAUGGAUUCAGACAAAGACCUCGCUUUCCUGGUAUACAGCUCAGGAACAACGGGCCUGCCAAAAGGAGUGAUGUUAAGUCAUCGGAACAUCAUCGCCGACGUCCUUAUGCUGAAAGGGGCCAUGGGGAAAUGGUACUCCAGCGGAGAGGACAAGAUUUUGGGAGUAUUACCUUUCUUCCACAUAUAUGGACUCACUGGCCUCGUCCACCAGCCUCUGCACCGGGGCAUUGAGCUCGUGGUGAUGCCAGCUUUCAAUCUGGAGGUGUUUUUGAGAGCCAUUCAAGAACACAGAAUCACUUUCAUUUACGUUGCUCCUCCAGUGGUCGUGCGACUGGCUCGUGAUGAAUUGGUAGACAAGUAUGACUUGAGCAGCGUGAAGAUGAUCACAAGUGGAGCGGCCCCUCUGACCCGCGAAUUGGUUGACACCGUGCACAAACGGCUCAAAAUCAAAAUUAACCAGGCGUACGGAUUGUCAGAAACCUCUCCGAUGACGCAUACUCAACCGUGGGACGAGUGGUAUUCAUCGGUCGGCAGCGUGGGCAAGAUGUUCCCCAGCAUGACGGCGAAAUACAUGUCUCCCGACGGAAAAGAAUUGGGACCGGGCGAGGCCGGAGAACUAUGGCUCGCUGGACCAAACGUAUUCAAAGGAUAUUGGAAGAACGAAGAAGCCACCAAAGACGCAAUGACGCCAGACGGGUAUUUCAAGACGGGAGACGUAGGUUAUCAGGAUCAAAAUCACAACUUCUACAUCACCGAUCGAGUCAAGGAGUUGAUCAAGUAUAAAGGUUUCCAGGUCGCCCCUGCCGAACUCGAGGGCAAACUUAUGGAUCAUCCCAGGAUCAACGAUGUCGCUGUGAUUGGCGUGUACGAUGAAGAACAGCACACCGAAGUGCCCCGGGCGUAUGUGGUGGCCAGCCAGGGACACGAUAGCGAGAAAGGUGCAGAAGAGAUCGUGCAGUGGUUGGCAGACAAAGUGGCCAGCCAUAAGAGGCUGAGGGGCGGUGUGAGGUUUGUGGACCAGAUCCCCAAGAGCGCGGCAGGCAAGAUCCUGCGGCGGAUGCUGAAAGAUAAGGCUAAAGAGGAAGAGAAGAGCGCCAAAGCCAAGUUGUGA
Rhinocladiella mackenziei CBS 650.93 is the source of this 1638-nucleotide messenger RNA. RefSeq lists its product as uncharacterized. The record is from RefSeq and is a predicted model, not a curated record. The transcript has 3 exons. NCBI's taxonomy places the organism in Eukaryota, Fungi, Ascomycota, Eurotiomycetes, Chaetothyriales, Herpotrichiellaceae. Bases 1 to 1638 code for a protein of 545 amino acids. Gene Ontology annotation, biological process: secondary metabolic process. Gene Ontology annotation, molecular function: CoA-ligase activity.